Messenger RNA from Lagenorhynchus albirostris (white-beaked dolphin), 882 nucleotides. It is a transcript of the gene HMGB3, whose product is annotated as high mobility group box 3. The transcript is spliced from 5 exons. Gene Ontology annotation, cellular component: nucleus. Gene Ontology annotation, biological process: regulation of transcription by RNA polymerase II. Gene Ontology annotation, molecular function: DNA binding, bending. Bases 258 to 863 code for a protein of 201 amino acids. The record is from RefSeq and is a predicted model, not a curated record. Lineage: Eukaryota; Metazoa; Chordata; Mammalia; Artiodactyla; Delphinidae.
CACAACUUUCCGGCCCGCGCCGCCGCGAGCGCGCUCCGCCGCCGCCCCCUGCCUCUCCUCCCUGCGCCCUUCCCUCCCCCUUCGCCUCCUUUCUUGCUAGGUGCGGGAAGGAAGGAGCAAUUCAGGUGUUUCAACUUUUCAGUGCUUCAAGCUGAGCUCCCCGCUGUCGGGGCUGGGCUCCCUCCGCGGAGCCACCCUCGGCCGACUCCCCCGGGGCAGCGGCCCAGGGACCGAGGCCCCCUGAAGCCAGAGUCAAGAUGGGUAAAGGUGAUCCCAAGAAACCAAAGGGCAAGAUGUCUGCUUAUGCCUUCUUUGUGCAGACGUGCAGAGAGGAGCAUAAGAAGAAAAACCCCGAGGUCCCUGUCAAUUUUGCAGAAUUUUCCAAGAAAUGCUCCGAGAGGUGGAAGACAAUGUCUGGGAAAGAGAAGUCUAAAUUUGAUGAAAUGGCAAAGGCAGAUAAAGUGCGCUAUGAUCGGGAAAUGAAGGAUUACGGACCAGCUAAGGGAGGCAAGAAGAAGAAGGACCCGAAUGCACCCAAGAGGCCACCGUCUGGAUUUUUCCUGUUCUGUUCUGAAUUCCGCCCCAAGAUCAAAUCUACAAACCCUGGCAUCUCUAUUGGAGAUGUGGCAAAGAAGCUGGGCGAGAUGUGGAAUAACUUAAGUGACAGCGAGAAGCAGCCAUACAUCAACAAGGCAGCAAAGCUGAAGGAGAAAUACGAGAAGGAUGUCGCAGACUAUAAGUCUAAAGGGAAGUUUGAUGGUGCCAAGGGCCCCGCUAAAGUUGCCCGGAAAAAGGUGGAAGAGGAAGAUGAAGAGGACGAGGACGAGGACGAGGACGAGGACGAGGACGAGGAGGAUGAAUAAAAGGAACUGUUGGCCUGUC